Oryza sativa Japonica Group (Japanese rice) is the source of this 2130-nucleotide messenger RNA. RefSeq lists its product as uncharacterized. The record is from RefSeq and is a predicted model, not a curated record. Lineage: Eukaryota; Viridiplantae; Streptophyta; Magnoliopsida; Poales; Poaceae.
CGAGCCCGCGAAGCUCGGGAUAAUCCUAGGGUUUCCGCCGCCUGUAGCUGACGUUCCCUCUCGUCGUGAUCUUUGGCCUAUAAAUAGAGUCAUCUCUGCUGAUCGAGCGCCGAGGCAAACCCCGGCCGCCCAUCGAGCUUGGACCUCGCUGCCGGCUGCCGUCCGUCGUCGUGUUUGUGCUGCUAGCGGCCAUGCAACGCCGCUGUCUAUCCCUCUACGUUGCCGUUCUCAUGCUCGUCUGGCUCUUCUUCGCGCCGCUCUCCGUCGUCGCCGGCAGCCUUAUCGCCAUCCCCAGCGCACUCGACGGUAGCCGCACCUCUCACCGUCGCCCUAUUGAAAAUCCACGGUUCAACGUGACGCUCUGGGAGAAAAACGAGAUCAAUACUAGACCUAAGGCGUCCCAUGGAUUUGACGAUGGUGACGAAGUCUCCUACACCGUGGCCAUGCCCUUCAUAGAGAAGCUUAGGCGGCGAUGCGCCGUGGCCACCGGCGGUAGCCAUCGUCGCUGCGAUGCCACAGCGAUCAGGCAGUUUGAGGAGGAUGUGGCUCCCUGCCUGCUAGAGAUGUUGAAGGUGAACAGGGAGUUCAGCCACACAUUGUCUAAUUUGGAUUAUAGUAGAUGGCUGGGCCCCUAUUAUCUGGAUUUGGCCGUGCAGCAAAGGUCCCAAAUGAUGAACUUGUUUUGCAUGAACAAACCCAAUGUUUUAGCGUGCUUAUGCUAGCUUUAAAAUGAUCAAUUAAUGCUUUCCACAUAAAAUGCGCAAUGGUAUUUCUCAUAUCUAUAUAUUUAUUUUUGGUCCUUUACUACAUUUGUUUCACUUAAGCUCCGAUCGAUUGAUAAAUUGAUUGCUUCAUGGAUUAUUUAUAUUAGCAAUAUGCUCAUGCAUCCUACCAUUAUGCAGUUGUCAGGGUUACGGAUGAGGUAUACCCUCUACCCUUGGAUGUGCAUUGUAUAUUGAUACGGUAUACCCGCUCGUAUACGGAUAGUUCCCGUAUACGUUACGGAAAUCUAUCACAUGAUAGGGAUGAUAUCUACGGAUGGAAGGAGUUCUAUUCGGACAAGACUGGGUCUUUACCAUAUCGUGAGGGGUCCGAUAUCUCCGAGUCCUACUUGGAGAUCAAUGGACCCGCGGUAUAUAAGGGACCCCCUGGGCAGGACCUAAGGCAUCGAAUUUCACCGCCAAUACACCCACCACAGCCUACGGAGCCGGAUCCUACAGGAGCUAAGUCGCCGGGAGAUCUAGUCGAACCAACUCGACUACGGUCUCGUCAGUAUCAUCGAGUUCUGCUAUUCCCUUUGUAAUCUGUAGUUUCCAUCGUAUAGUCCCAUAUUAACUGGAGUAGGGCUAUUACCUGUCAAGGGGCCCGAACCAGUAUAAUCCUUGUCUUUUGUUUCCUUGAUGUUGUACUACGUAGAUCCUCGUACCAACGGACCCCAAUACCCUCUAUAUCCGGUCUACGGGUAUCCACCGUCGACAGCGGUGAUAUCCAAUAAAUGUGGACAUGGAAUCCAUGCAUGUUGCUAAAAAUAUAUUUUAUUCAAUUCAUAAUUGAAGGCCCACGUUCAUUUUAAAAUAUUAUGUGUAUUUCAAACGUGAGCAGCUCUCAGUUGUGUAGUCAAUAUUACCAUGUUUAUCUAAAUACUUUUAGAUGGUUCUUAUUUCGCUACUUGCAUAAACAAAAAUUAAUUAAUGCUCUUUCCAGUGUUUUAUCAAUAAAAUCAACAUUUUGUAUCAAUUUAUAAAAUGUAGAAGAAGUAUUUGACACAUUUGAAGAAAAAAAAUCAUUUAAUAGACAACCACUAAAAGAAAUACACCCACCACAGCCUACGGAGCCGGAGCCUAUAGGAGCUAAGUCGCCAGGAGAUCUAGUCGAACCAACUCGACUACGGUCUCGUCGGUAUCAUUGAGUUCUACUAUUCCCUUUGUAAUCUGUGGUUUCUGUUGGCAGAAUGUCAUGGGACCCUUCGACCAGGCCUGCUGAAACCGUGCGACCAGUCAGGAUUCAGGCUCAAGGUGUUAAGUUCAUCAGGGCGAAGCCCCAUGGCGAAGGCGACGAAGCCACAUGGCGAAGACAGUGGAGCGAGGACGGCAAAAGAUGGAGCCCCAUGGCGAAGACUAUACACCCUGG